GUUUAUUAAGACCGGGUCAUUGCGCCGUUAGUCGCGGGACAACACGAGCUCGCCUUGGACGCUGUCCACGGGGGAACCGCGGCUCCAUGCCUUGACAACCCGACCGAGUGCGAAACUCCUGCUAAUGGGGCGAAGUCCCGUCCGGCCGGAGCUGUAAAAAUGAUUGAAACAAUGGACACGCAGCGUGCCUUGCAGGCGGUGGAGCGGCUCCAGGCGAAGCUAAAGGAGCGGGGGGAGGUGCCCACCGAGGAGAAGCUCAGCCUGCUCAAGUCGGUGCUCCAGAGCCCUCUCUUCCACCAGAUCCUGGCCUUGCAGAAGUCCGUGCAGCAGCUCAAAGACCAGGGGUGUGGCAUUCCCGUCUCAGAAACGCAACACAACGGCGGCCAUGUCGCAAGCCCGGACAUCAGCGCCGAAGAAGCGAAAUGUGAUCAAUUGGAUCAGAUUGUUCAGACGAUGGCCCAGGGACGCUACGUGGCUCACGUGGACUUGCAGAAGCCGGCGAUGGGGGGUCUGGGAUUCAGUGUGGUGGGACUAAAGAGCGAGAACCGCGGUGAGCUGGGCAUCUUCGUCCAGGAGAUUCAAGUCGGGAGUGUGGCUCACAGCGAUGGCAAGCUGAAGGAAGCCGACCAGAUUUUGGCCAUCAACGGCCAGCCCCUGGACCAGACGGUUACCCACCAGCAGGCCAUCGGCAUCCUGCAGAGGGCGUCGGAGAGGGUGCAGCUCAUCGUAGCCCGGGGUCCCAUACCUCAGCUGUGGCAACACGUGGAGACGAUCGAGCUGGUCAACGACGGCACCGGCCUGGGCUUCGGGAUCGUGGGAGGGAAGACGACGGGCGUGAUUGUGAAAACAAUCCUUCCUGGAGGCAUCGCAGACCAGGAUGGCCGCCUCAGAAGCGGGGACCACAUCCUCAGAAUCGGAGACACGGACCUCUAUGGGAUGGGCAGCGAGCAGGUGGCGCAGGUUCUGCGGCAGUGCGGGAACCGGGUGAAGCUGGUCAUCACCCGUGGGAACGUGGACGAGAACCCUUCGGUUUCCGCGUCCGCGCCGCCGGACAAGGGCGCUGAGAAGGACGAAGAAGAAGGCGCCUUUGACGUCAGCCUCAUCAAGAACACCCAAGGGCUGGGGAUCACGAUUGCCGGAUAUGUGGGCGAUAAAAAUUCAGAACCUUCCGGUAUUUUCGUCAAGAGCAUAACCAAAGACAGCGCUGUAGAUCAAGAUGGUCGUAUUCACGUGGGAGACCAGAUCGUGGCUGUGGACGGCGUGAACAUCCAGGAAUACACCAACCAGCAGGCCGUGGAAGUCCUCCGGCACACGGGCCAGGCCGUCCACCUGAAGCUGAUCCGCCGGGGGUUCCGGCCCGACGAGAUCCCCCCCGCCGUGGCCCCCGUCGUCACCGUCCUGCCGCCGUCCGACGCCGUCCUGAACGAGCCGCACACGGAGGGACGGACGGAAGCGGAUCGAGAUAAAACGCAGACCCAGACGAUGAACCACGGAGUCACCGUCGCGCCGGUUGUAGAUCAGCGAACAGAUGAAGAACACGGGACGACAACAACUCCGGCGCCUUUCGAGGAAGAGGAACUCGUGAAAAAGUGGCAAGAGAUUUUGGGUGCAAAUAAUGAAGUCAUUGUGGCUCAGGUGGAGAAAUUCAGCGAGAGCAGCGGCCUCGGGAUCAGCCUGGAAGCCAACGGCGGCCAUCACUACGUCCGCUCCGUGCUGCCCGAAGGACCCGUCGGGCGUUGUGGCAAAUUAUUCAGCGGAGAUGAACUGGUUGAGGUCAACGGUAUAUCGCUGAUCGGCGAGACCCACAAGGAGGUGGUCCGGAUCUUGAAGGAGCUGCCGCUCAGAGUCUACAUGACAUGCUGCAGGCCCGCCCCCCGCCAGCAGGCCGACGUCGACGCCUCAAAACCACAAACGGACGCGUCGUCUGACGGAUCCCAGCUAACGCAGGAACAAAUCAACUUGAGCGGGGUGGACGUGGUGGAAGCGGCAAGUGAUGCGACUCCGGAGGUGCCGGCGUCUUCUUUGGCCAUGUGGGAGCUGGAGAUCCAAAAUAUUGAACUGGAGAAAGGAGCUGGAGGAUUGGGAUUCAGUAUUUUGGACUACCAGGACCCACUGGACCCGGCCAAGACGGUCAUCGUGAUCCGGUCCCUGGUUCCGAACGGCGUGGCCGAGCAGGACGGACGGCUCCUGCCGGGCGACCGACUGAUGUUCGUCAACGACACCAACCUAGAAAGCGCCAGCCUGGAAGACGCCGUCCAAGCUCUCAAGGGGGCCGAGCUCGGAAUGGUACAAAUCGGGGUGGCCAAACCCCUGCCCGUGGACACCAGUGAAGUAGACCAGAAGGCUCUUGAGCACGCUUACUUCGGUGACGAGGACACAUUCCAGGCCUCGAUGAUUGCGCUUCACGGAAGUUGCUCGGACCUGGAUUUCCUGAAUGCAUCCACGCCCGAGACUUCAAGUUACCUCGACUUCGUACCAGCGUCCGUGACUGCCCGACUCGGUGCUUCCGACGAAGACCUAACCACCACCGAACAAACGACGGAGCGCUCCGAUUCCUACGGCCCGUUUCACGACCUUCAGAUCACACCCGAAGUCCAGCCAGAAUCGGAGGAACUGGUUCAGUGUCAAGUCGAAGAACCCUUUCUCGGAUUUGAGGACGAAGACGCAGAGGCGGGAGCCGGCGUCGGCGGCCACGCUGCAACCUCGGGAAGCAAUUUCGAACGGACGAUCACUGUUGUCAAGGGCAACUCGAGUCUCGGAAUGACCGUGAGCGCCACGAAAGACUGCCUGGGGGUGCUGAUCCGGAGCAUCAUCCACGGCGGGUCCAUCAGUCGGGACGGGCGCCUGGGGGCGGGCGACCUCAUCUUAGCCAUCAACGGCGAGUCCACCGCCAAACUGAGCAACGUUCAAGCCCGCGCCAUGCUUCGCAGGCACUCUCUGGUCGGACCGGACAUGGGAUCCGCUUGCUCACCUGAGGAUGAUCUGUGCCCGUUUUAUGUGAUCACGUACGUCCCGGCGGAGUAUUUGGAGGAGUACAAGCGCAGCCUGGAGCGGAGCGACAACGACGACGACGUCUUCUCCGGACUGCCGUCCGCUCCGGCUCCAAAGGAUGUUCCCGCCCUUCCCGAGCGGGAGGAUGGUGAGGGAGAAGAGAGCGUGUCUUACAGCAACUGGAACCAACCAAGACUAGUGGAGCUCUUCAGACAGCCGGGCAAGUCCUUGGGCAUCAGCAUCGUCGGCGGCCGCGGGAUGGGCAGCCGCCUGAGCAACGGCGAGGUGAUGCGGGGUAUUUUCAUCAAGCACAUCCUGGACGACAGUCCCGCCGGACACAACAACACCUUGAAAACCGGAGACAGGAUCGUGGAGGUGGGCGGCGUGGAUCUGCGGGACGCCAGUCACGAGGAGGCGGUGGAGGCCAUACGCAGGGCAGGAAAUCCUGUGUCCUUCCUGGUGCAGAGCAUUAUCCAGAAACCCAGGCCGUCGACGAGUGCAGAAUCCAUCGAGGAGAACGCGCCAUCCCUCCCAAGGGACCGGGAGGACAAGGAGGGUGACAGUCACAGUAGACUUGUCCUCCGCCUCUCCCCAACUAACCCUUUCACUCCUACCCCGUUUAAGCCGAAGAAGCGCGACGCUGCGAAGGCGGUGGCCCUCGCCCUGCCGGUGGUGCCCCACCCGGGGGAGACGGACACCGACACGCUGACGGAGAUUCCGGCUGACCCGGCGAACGGGGAAGGGGACGAGCCGGAAUCCAGCUGGGGCGCCAUCUUUUUGCACCGCCGCAUUUCAGAGAACGUCGUCACGCGCUACGGCGGCCUCCCGGGUGCCCUGCACGCCAUCGAGCUGGAGAAGGGCAAGACGGGCCUGGGCCUCAGCCUGGCCGGCAACCGGGACCGCGCCCGCAUGAGCGUCUUUGUGGUGGGCAUCGACCCCGCGGGUGCGGCCGGGGCGGACGGACGCAUGCUCGUCGGGGAUGAGCUCCUCGAGAUUAAUGGGCAGGUCCUCUACGGCCACACUCACCAGAAUGCGUCUGCCAUAAUCAAAAACUCCCCAUCUAAAGUCAAAAUCAUCUUUAUCAGGAACGCAGAGGCACUGGAGCAGAUGGCGGUGGGACCCGUGAGAGAACCCGAGGGGGACCCGGCCGAGCCCCACGCCGAGGAAGACUUUGCGGUCGGUGAAGGGACCGCAGAGGACGAGGGAACCCUCCGAGAAGGCUGCAUCGAAGUUGUGAAUGGGGAACCGGAGGUCGCCAGUCUACCCGACAUGAUUGGUCCCGGACAACCCGAAACUGUUACAAGUCAUAGUCGUUCGUCUAGCCUCUCGACGCUGGCCUGCGACCCAGCAACUUGCCCCAUCAUCCCGGGCUGCGAGACCAUCAUUGACGUCUCCAAAGGGCGGACGGGUCUGGGGCUUAGCAUCGUUGGGGGCUGCGACACUUUGCUUGGAGCCAUCAUCAUCCACGAGGUUUACGAAGAAGGUGCGGCCUCCAAGGACGGCAGGCUUUGGGCUGGAGACCAAAUCCUAGAGGUGAACGGCAUCGACUUGCGCGCAGCGAGCCACGACGAGGCCAUCAACGUGCUGCGGCAGACCCCGCAGAGAGUCCAGCUGACCGUCUACAGGGACGAGGCCCAGUACAAGGAGGAGGACCUGUGGGACUCCUUCAUCGUGGAGCUGCAUAAAAGGCCUGGCCAGGGUCUGGGACUCAGCAUCGUGGGGAGGAGGAACGACACGGGAGUGUUUGUGUCUGACAUCAUCAAAGGAGGAUUAGCGGAUGCCGACGGAAGACUCACGCAGGGUGACCAGAUCCUGUCGGUCAACGGAGAAGACGUCCGGUCCGCCACCCAGGAGACAGUCGCCGAUCUUCUCAAGCGCUGUGUCGGUUCGCUCAAGAUGGACGUCGGGAGGUUUAAAGCCGGCCCCUUCCAUUCGCAACGAAGGCUGUCCCAAAGUAGCCAGAUGGAACAGAUAAUAGAACCUGGCACCUCCAAGGUGGCUUCGGAAAUGCUUUCAGGUGAUGCGAGUCAGCAGGCUCCAGAUCACCAGGACGUGAGGACGGCGGAGUUCACCAAAGGUCCCGGCGAUUCCCUGGGUGUCAGUAUUGCAGGUGGCGUGGGCAGCCCCUUGGGCAACAUACCCAUCUUCAUCGCCAUGAUGAACCCCGUCGGCCUGGCAGCGCAGACCCAAAAGCUCACGGUUGGGGACCGGAUCGUUAGCAUCUGUGGAACUUCAACUGAAGGCAUGAGCCACUUGCAAGCCGUCACUUUGCUCAAGAACACCACGGGGACGAUUCAGCUGCAAGUGGUGGCGGGGGGCGAUCACACCGUGACCGGCGCGGCGCAGGAGCAGGCGGCCGGAGGCCUUCCGUUGUCCGGCUGCAUCUUCCAGGAUGACCUCAGCCCUCCUCAGGUCAAGAGCAUCACUCUGGCGCGAGGAGCGGACGGGCUGGGCUUCAGCAUCGUCGGAGGCUACGGCAGCCCCCACGGGGACCUUCCCAUCUACGUCAAGACGGUGUUCGGCAAGGGGGCGGCGGCGGAGGACGGCCGCCUGAAGCGGGGCGACCAGAUCGUGGCGGUCAACGGGCAGCCGCUGGAAGGCGUCACGCACGAGGAGGCCGUGGGCAUCCUGAAGAGGACCAAAGGAAGCGUGACGCUGACCGUCUUGUCCUAGACGCUUCUCAAACAUGCGUCGACUAGAACCCCGACGCACCGCAGUGUGAUCCAGUUCCAGUCGACUGAGCGAAAGGCUAAUUUAGCUGACUUUCUUCGAAUUAUUAUUAUUACUCCAGUCCCAGUUUUGACCACAAGCCGCGAAACAUUUUCAGUACAUCCUAUCAGUGUUGGAUCCUCCACCUCGCUAGAAGGAUUAGCGGAUACGUUGACAACGAACCCAGCGUGAAAGUCUUUCUUUCAAGUGAAUUCCCUUUUUUUUUUUUUUUUUCGUUUCUGAAUGCAUAACACGUUUGAAGAUAAAUGUUAAAAACAUGUAGCGAUAUGUAGCUUGAAACUGUUUUUGCAACAUUUCAGUUUUCCAGAUUUUUGGGUCAUGGCUAAAAACACGAGUCGCAACCUCCUAGCGGCUACUCAGCAAAAAGUGUCCAAUUGGCUAGCUAGCUACGCUUGUAGGGUUGCACCUGCUGUUUGGCUUGUCCGCUGCGGUCGCCGCUUUCGAGCGCCUCGUUGUCAGCCGUAUCUGCACGCAUGUCGCGCAGAGUACGACGGAUGACCUCGGAGGGAAGUCGUUUUCCCAACCUUCCAGCCAGCACGCGGACAGGAGCUACGUGCUGGCACGGUCGCUUUAGAGCGCCUCGUUGUCACGGCGUGGGAAAAACCCGCGACGACCCAGUGUGGUAUAUUCCAGCCACUGCAGGCUUCAAGCAGAUAUAUUCCCACGACUCAAACAUGUACUUAUCCGUGUGCAUAAGAAAAAUGCUUUUUUUCCCCCCUCCAGGUCGUGGCGCUGAUAGUUCGAUUGACGGUUGAGUGGGGCGUGGCUUCAGCGCAUUCGCCAAACACGCCCACAGUUUUUUGAGAGGGGGGACACCCAUGGAUUGAGUUUUUGGUUUUUUUUUUUUUUUUUACAGUUUUGGAGCCUCUUUUUAUAAGCACCCUGUGCUGUGUCCAUUUUAGAUGACAUUUGAUUUCACUUUGGCAAACCAGACGACAGCGGCAGCGUGCCGUCCUGGUUCUACCGUCUGGUCUCGUCUUCUGGCUGGUGUGCCAAGCGCAAUGUGACUCGAAAGAUGUCUCAAUUGAAAGAAAUCCUUUUAUUCACACUGGAUUGAAGAAAAUUAAACAAUAAAUGGAUGCAGUCCUUUUUUUUUUUUUCGUCUGCGCAGGUGAUUUUGCCAUAAUAAAAAAAUGGUUUGGCGGUUUUGGGUGGGUCUUGGUCAUUAUGCUCAACUGCGAGGGGUUUUUGUCACCCGAGUGGCGGCGUUCCUCGUUGUCUUCGUGAGAGACGGACCGGGAUUCAGCUGGACCGUAAAAGAGAAAGAACAAACGAGAGGUUUGCCUGCUGACUCAUUCACCUCCAGGUCACGGUUGACAGCUGCAAGGGAGCACCUGUUGUGGGUGGACUCCGCCCCCCCCCCCGCCACCCCCGGGCUCCCGAGGCGAGCCCACCCUCACCAAAAUGUCAGCCUGUUGACUCAAGUCUGGAUUGUGCUCACCCCUGCACUUUUUUCCCCCCAUGUUUGCAAUCCAAACACAUAAAAAGGUAUUGUGUAAGGGCGACUCCAUGAUCCGGACCGUGGUAAGGUGUCCGAAAGUCUUCAGGUCCCAAUACCGCCCCCCCCACUCCGGAUAUCUUUGCACACUUUGCGUAUCCCUCCUGGUAUGUUUGCCUUACAGUUACAGCGUCAAAUGACUUCACAGCCCGGGCGCAUUAAAAGUUUUUUCGUGUUCGAUCACAACUCCGUGAGUCGCGUGUGAAGUCAUUCGGUGGUGCCGAGCCCGCCGGGUGAUGUUCGCCAAGGGCGGCGGGUGUCGCCCGGAUGCCCGACCUCGAAAACGACUGCCGAUCGCGCGCCGGAUCACUGGGUUUGUCCUAUUGAUCUGACGCCAGGAUAGAAACAUGACGGGACGCCUACGGCGCUCGCGUCAACGUUGCUAUGGCAGCGCUUUACACACAAUCGGUACUACGAUCAGACUGGAUUGGCGAGAUCAGAACCUGGAGAGCGAUACCGACGCUGGGGAAACAAACAAAAAAAAAUGUUGACAUAAGUUUGACUCAAGAUGUGUGACUCGAGUCGAGUCAAGUCGCGUGACUCAAGUCACCCACUUGAGUCAAGUCACGUGACUCGAGCCAAGUCAUGUGACUCAAGUCACGCCCCA
This is a messenger RNA of Syngnathoides biaculeatus (alligator pipefish), 7826 nucleotides long. Its product is annotated as multiple PDZ domain protein. Bases 160 to 5664 code for a protein of 1834 amino acids. The transcript has 43 exons. The record is from RefSeq and is a predicted model, not a curated record. Gene Ontology annotation, molecular function: protein binding. Lineage: Eukaryota; Metazoa; Chordata; Actinopteri; Syngnathiformes; Syngnathidae.